Magallana angulata is the source of this 1903-nucleotide messenger RNA. RefSeq lists its product as uncharacterized. NCBI's taxonomy places the organism in Eukaryota, Metazoa, Mollusca, Bivalvia, Ostreida, Ostreidae. The record is from RefSeq and is a predicted model, not a curated record. The transcript is spliced from 4 exons. Bases 23 to 1903 code for a protein of 626 amino acids.
AUUUCUUUCUUUCAGGAUAACAAUGCCAGUUUGUAGCUGCAAACAACAUGCAAUCUUUUCAAAAGAUGAGCCAUUUAGAAUUUAUAGACUAUCGAGCAAAAAAUUCAAAACAUCGGUUGUUGGAGCUCUUGUCGAAAAUGGCCAUCUCUCUAAAAGGUCGGUGUUUUUAUGUACAGCAUGUGCUACAUACAGUGAAAAAAAUUUCAUUUCCAAUGAAAAAGACAUUGAAGACAAACUUGUUGAACAAGUCAUUGAUUUGAUUAAGACAAACAAUAUCUCCGAUGAAAAUGUGAUUAAAAUUGCGGAAGCCAUUGGCAGUAGAGAAACAAGAAAGAUGAAAGAUGAUUUUAAUGAUAAUGUAUUUAGUCAAUACAAAAAUGUUGAUUUUUUAACAUGUGCCACUAUUGAUACGUGGAUUGCUGACAGAAACAAAGUCAUGUCUUCGUUCUUGCUGUCUUUGUGUGGAAAACAGAUGUCCGAUUUGUCAUCAUCAGAGAAAACUAAGAUUGUUUUUGCUAUUGAACAUUUGUACUCUCUUAUUUCUUCGAACAUCAUAAUGCCAUUUUCAUUUAGUCUCAAUCUUUUAACAUAUUAUAUGUCAAACAGCAAAACAGUGUGCAAUAUGUACUCGAGUGCUCAUCCCGCUGGAAGUUACACUUCUGUUCUUAAAUGGAUAGAAGAACAUGCAGCCACUCCAAUAACCAUUCCAUUUCAGCAUGAUGUUAUCACCUAUUUUGAUAAUAAUCAAGUUUUAGCACGGAACUGGAGGGUACGGUAUGACGCCAAAGCUAUUCUAAGCUAUGUCACUACUGUUGUGCACUUCUUCCCUUCUCCGACGACAGAUUUACAACUUUUAAAUAAAUUUUCUCCACGACACUGGUUUUACAAUAUUAACAUUACAGAAAAAUACACUUCUAUUGUAGAAUUCAUAAAUUUUUAUGAAAAUUUGUUUACAUCACUUCGAGAAAAUUUUAUCGAAAACAGGAUAAAUGUUUUGUUACAACAGCAACAUCCAGGACUUAAUUGUACAGAAGACAUCAUUUCAGAUCUUUUAAAAACCAAGAAGAAGAAAUUUUCACAUAAUUCCAGAUGCCAAGUUGAUGCUUAUUCUUUUAUAGCAGAAUCCCAUACAAGUUCUCCGAUAAUUCAAAUGGGAAAUCCCAUAUCUGUCAAUCCUUGCUCAUUCAAAUCUGUGAAAGUUGUUUUAGAAAAUUUGAAAUGCACAGCUGGGAUUCCAGAUCAUAGACAGUGGAGUAUAGUAGGUUGUGAUGGGCUUCCUUUCCUUCUCUCUCAUCGCAUCAUUCGUGAUAACCCUGAUCUUCAAGAUCUACUCCUCCAACCUGGCCUUGGACAUGUAGAAAUAAAUAUGUGCAAAGCUGUCAUUAAGCUCUUGUGGCAAAUCAUAGGGUUAGAUUUGGCCAAACUCUUAGGCUACAGAUCGCCAAAAGCACUCCAGGCCUGCUUAGAUGCAAAUGAUCACCAUAAAGCCAUGCAGUUCAUUGAGAUUCUCCUUUUUGGAACAGGAGAUGAACUGUUAUUUCCUUACAUGUUUCAUUGCUCCGAACGGGAAAUGGACCCUUCAGGGAAAGGGUUUUUCGCCUGGUGUAAAGAAGUAAAGGAUCCCAACUACAUGUUCUUGCUGGAGUCCAUAUUUACUUACGUCCUAGCAGUGUAUUUGUUUCGAGCGGGGAUAAGACGUAAUAACAGUAACGUCAUUAUGGCGUCCAGGCUGAAGUUUUCUUCCCUUUACUUUGGCGUAUCCAAAACCAACUAUCAACAGAUUGAAUUAUUAGACAUUAUCAUGAGAGUCUGUGCACCAGCUGAAAUUCUUCAAUUCAUCCAGGAGCACGAGUCCUUCUCUCGUAAGAAGAGCAAAUUCUCACCUCAAUUAGCUGCACACUAA